This is a messenger RNA of Cylindrotheca closterium, 1827 nucleotides long. The record is from the annotation of a GenBank genome assembly. Lineage: Eukaryota; Bacillariophyta; Bacillariophyceae; Bacillariales; Bacillariaceae.
AUGCUGUGGUCAUUGCAAGAGUACUGCUCUUCACAGAAAGAACUCGAUUUCAGUGUUCUCACAGAAUCAAGUGCACAGUUUAUUCAAUCAUUAAGUCUUCCGAGCACACAUCCAUUUUGCAAUGCCGAUGCACCACCUUUCGAAAUGGAAGGAGUCCCACCAAUGGGGCGAUUGGACCACCGAUUUGAAGGUGAAUCUAUGGUGGAAACAGCAAUCACCGGUCUUUAUAUGAUUUUGCCAGCCCUUUUGGCUAUGGCGGAGUUGUGGGUUCGUCUAUUUGCCGGCGGGCUGGGUCCUCUUGGAAUACUGAUGAUGGCAAUGCGCGAAUUUCAGGGGAGAAGUGGGAAACGAAAAAAGGAGGACACCGUAUCGAAGCGAUUUCAAUUUACGUGCGCUCUGUCCGUUGCAUCAUGUUUGGUUUUGAUGACAGAUACUUUGUAUGUUCUGGACAAUGGGCCGUAUUAUGGGGCUGCCAUGUUUGUGGUCUCGGUUAUCUUGGCCAUUCGAGUCGUCUUUCGCUACGACCUCGAUCGCCUGGGAAUUUUCGUGUCCAUCAUGGUGCUGUUGGGCAGCCAUUUGGUUUGCGAUUACGAGACCAAUUCGCUAAACUUUGGAGACAAAGCGGACGGGGUUAGAAUCGAUGAGGGGAUAUACUUUGAUUCCUCCAAUUCAUUCGUUUCCUCGAUUAUUCAGAAUUGGCCUGAGAAGUACCGAACCUACAACAAAGAAAAUGGGGCCACAUCUUGGAUGCCAUCUGGUGACUCUAGGACUGGAUUACCAUUUCUAGCCAAUCAUUUGCCAGUCCCCGAAUGGCAUCGACUUUUUCUAGAAACCGAAGACAACGAAUACGUUGCAUUGGAUGUCAGCUUUCCGGAAAGCGGAUUCAAUAGCUCCAAUCCCAUUUACAUGGUCUUACACGGAUUGAAUGGUGGCAGUGGCGAAGAGUACAUUCGAGAUUUGACAUUUCGACGAACGGCAGAAGGGGCAACAAUUGUAGUCAUGGUUGCAAGAGGGCUGAUGGACUUGCCAAUCAGAGGCUGGAACUUGUUCAAUGGAGCUCGUACAACCGAUGCACAUACAGCAGCGAUGGCGCUCCGAAAAGCAACUUCAGCAGAACAGGUAAUUGUAGGAGUUGGAUACAGCAUGGGGGCAAUCAUUCUAAACAACUACUUUGCAUCCUAUGGUUCGGAGGUUCCCCUUGAUGGCGGUAUUGCCCUUUCCGGCGGUUUGGAUAUGAGGUAUCAAGAACAUUUCUAUCGGGCUCAACGUUUGUGGCAACCAAUGCUUGCCGAGACUGCUCGAGAUGAUUUCUUUCUUGGCAAGUGGGGACACCGAGUCAAAGCUCGUCUUUCUGAGGCCAAUUUCCUCCGUCUCAUGCGGUCCAAGCAUAUUACUGAAUUGGAUAUCGCUGCAGUGGCGCCCUACAGUGGGUAUGAUGACGUUCUACAUUAUUACAAAGAAAUGAGUGCUCUUGGAGACAUUGAGCACAACGCCAACGGGACCAUAUCGCUAGAUGCCUACAAGGGAAAGAAGAUUGACUCUAUAUCAGCACCUCUAGUGGUAUUGCAAGCGCUUGACGACCCGCUAGUGACAUGGAAAAGCACGGCGGCCAAUGAGGGUCUCAUGGAACCGACCAACCUUGUCAAAACUGGAAGCGGCAAUCUCAUGCUGCUCCUUACCAAGGCCGGAGGGCAUGUUGGGUGGCCACUUGGCACCAUUUUCUUUCAGAAUAAAUGGAAAUGGAUGAGUGAUGCUGUCAUGGGCUUUGCCAUUGCUGUCCAAGAGGCAAAGCGUCAGAAUGUGGAGGUAGAUAAAAUAAAAGCCUAA